Caenorhabditis bovis is the source of this 627-nucleotide messenger RNA. Lineage: Eukaryota; Metazoa; Nematoda; Chromadorea; Rhabditida; Rhabditidae. The record is from the annotation of a GenBank genome assembly.
AUGCACCUGUCCGCCUGGGACCAUCCAAAUCCGCCACACUAUUUCGAGCUCGAUGGUUCGUUGAACCCAAAAAUUGGAUUUUGGCGCGAAAAUGUGUGUCGAGCCGUGCCGCCGCACAGCUCCGACUUCAUUCCAUCCGCUCAUUCCUAUUCCAUUUUCGUGUCCCUGACAAUGCCGGUGCCGAUCGUGUGCGAGAAUAUGACGCUGGAACGCAUUCGCGGAAUCUAUCCCAACAUGAAGCACAAGCAGAUGGUGCGUCUCGAGUUGAUCAUCCAGAUGAUGAAGGUGGCGAUGUUCUCGAAGAAGGACGAGACGCUCGACGCCAACUGCAUCAAGGCGUUGAGUCGCGGAAGCGAUUUGAAGGAGUUCAUGCGCGAGUUUCCGUGCUGCUCGAAUUUCGAGAUCAAAGUCCACGUGGCGAUCGACAUCGCCAGACGAUUCAAGGCGAUCGAGGAGGGCGUCGGCGCGCUGUACACCGAGCAGCGUUGGGAGAAGCGCGUCGAGUUGCUGGUCGACAUUUUCGGCGAGUACAAAACGAUCAACGUGUUCGACGUGGUGCCGACGAGAAUGGCGAACAAUUGGCGUCGCCGCGCGAUGUGCUGUCGCACCAGCCGCCAUUUUCGCUAA